This is a messenger RNA of Schizophyllum commune H4-8, 3331 nucleotides long. RefSeq lists its product as uncharacterized. Bases 41 to 3172 code for a protein of 1043 amino acids. Lineage: Eukaryota; Fungi; Basidiomycota; Agaricomycetes; Agaricales; Schizophyllaceae. The record is from RefSeq and is a predicted model, not a curated record. The transcript is spliced from 4 exons.
GGAUCCCGCAUACCUUCAAGCGCUCUGGAUACCAUCAAGAAUGCCCAAGGCUUCCAAAGUCUCUCUGUCGCGCUCGCUCAAAGCGUCUCUCGCAGCCGCCACCAGCUCUCGCAACACUCACCAUGCCGAACCGCUUCAGGACACCGAGAAUGUCCCUCCACCUUCGCUGCAUCGUCGCCGAGCAACUCGAGCACGACCGGACCCUCCUACUCCAUCAGCUCUUGAGGAACUAGCCAAUCUACGGGUGCAGCACGCGACUCUCGUCAACGAGAACUUAUCACUACACGCCGGAGCUGCCGAGCUUGAGCUACGCUUACUGGACCUCGACUCUGAGCUGAAGCGGGAAAAGGAGACCGUUUCUCAGUUUCGACGGGAGAAGAAGGCCCUACAGGCUACACUUAGUGCCGAGGAGGCGCAUCUGAAGAAGGAGCAGAAGAAUCACAAACGCCUCAAGCGUGAGAAGCGCAGACAGGAAGAACAGCAGCAGAUCGAGCAUGCCCAGCACAUCUCCGACCUUGAGACUCAGCACGCGACGCUCUCCGCUUCUAUCACCUCCGAGCUUGACGCUCUCCGUGCUCAGAAUCUCACGCUACGCCACGAUCUCGAAGUAGCUUGCGCGCGGGUCGAACGCUUGCGCCAGUCUGCGGAAACUCACCGCCGCGAGAAGUACGCACAGGACAAGAAGAUACUACGCUGUCUGGAAUCCUUGCGACGCUUACGCAAUGGUCUUCUCGAGCUACACGACCGACUGACCUUCAAUCCGAAGGACGGCAACCACUUCUCGACUCAGUCUCGCUGGAUCUCUAGGCGACUGAAUGCCUGUGGCGUUCCUCCCGGACAACAGAACCAAGUGAUUACCGAUACCGCUUCGCUCUUCGGCAUCAUGCUCAGCGGACCAUUCCUGUCACGCCGAACUGCGGGGCGUGUCAACGUGGGCGAGUUAGAUCGCUGGUCUGUACUACAGUUGGCCCAAGAAGUAAAGAAUACAAUGGGUUUUAUUUGCAGUAGCGAUGGUACCAGCCAUAAGAAAAUUCAGUACGAGGCAACGGCCAUAUCGCACGCCGUCCCGACGUACGAGCCGGGUGUCGACGACAGUGAUCCCAGCACGUGGGUCCAGGCGACACGAUUCGUUAGCGUGAAGGAGGCCGUGCGCCAUGACGCCGAAUCCCAGCAUCGGGGAAAGUUGGAGUUCGGGAAGGAGAUGGCCGAUGUAUACAACCGCAGUCCAUUGGCAACCGCUGACGGCGGGAAAAUGCGCGAUGAUGAAUGGUCCGUGAAGCAGCUGGGUCAGAGCAAAGACCACGCUGCUGACGGGAUCAAGGAGAAGGCGCUGGCGGAGGCACAGAAGGAGCAGGAUAUCAAGAAGCGGCUCGCACAGGAAGCCUAUUCGAAGGUCGAUAUGCACACGCUUCUUGACGCGGUCUUCUCCCUUACGGAAGCGGACGUCCAGCAUGCUAUUGGAGAGAAUCGCGACCCAAGUGAUGUUCGCUGGGCUGAGCGCUGCGAUAUCGCUAACGACGUCUUGAAGACGCAGCUUGGCGAGGAGGCAUAUGCGAACCUAACGGGUCAGGAGAAAGAGCUCCACACGCUGUUCAUCUUUGGUGGCUGCUGCAGUCACAAAGAUUUGAACGCUUUUAAGUAUGGAGCGGACGCACUAGCGGAGCUUUGGCAGUCGUCCACGCUGAAGACACCCCCACCCAUCCUCCUUCCUAAUAAAUCUUUCGACUCCAUCCUUGCUCUGGGCGACAAAGCAGGUGUCGACGCGCGGCUCCGGGCAACGGACAUGAGUAGUAGCGGUGGUCCAAAGUUCAUGGCCUUGCUCGGCGCCAUAUUUCGCCACAAGGACGACAAGAAAGGCUAUCAGCAGGCUGGCCAGGUACUCGUUCAGUCAUUCAAGCGCGAGCUCCACGGCGACGACGCUAUAUCUCACGCGAACCUAGCCGACGUCAACAACACUCGAUUCCAAUCAGUAGGCAAGGCCGCAAUCGAGUACGUUACAUACGACUAUGAGUAUCGCCGGACCAUCGAGACUAUCUGCGCGGCGAAGACCAAGGCAGGCACUAAUCAUAUGGAGUCCACCGUCCUCAAAGCGAUGGACUGCGACGCAACGUUGAUGGACUUGAUUGCGAUGGGUCUCUACAUGGUUGUCGUCUCGCAGGCGUACAUGGCUGCUGUUCACGAGCCUGGAAAAGAUGGGGCGCCUCUCAACCUCCUUCAGACUGUAGAUCUUCACCGCCGCAUCGCAAGCUUCUGCGACGACAUUGCCACUGCUCCCCAAGUCCUCUUUGACGACAACGCUCCGCUCUCUGCUCGUACACACGACGGCAGGCCUGUUCGCAACCAGCGCUUCAUCUCGAAGUGCCGAGAAGCGAUGCUCUCGACAGGGCCAGAGAUCUACGAUGCUAUUGCAGCUAUGUUCCGAGGGGCUGCCAAGGGAUGGCGAAGAUUCACGUCUGAAUUCGCACCUGGCGGUCCCAUAGAUCAGCUUACACCUUUCCAACGCUCUGUCCUGUUCAUUCCGGCGACGAACGACCACAACGAGGGCGCGCUUGGCUCGUUGCGACUUUUCCUACGCCGUAAUCCGUGCAGCACGACAGUCGCCUUCAACGCUAUCGCACGCAUACGCCAUAAUAACACCGAGAAGUUUAUCACGAAGGUCAACAACCCUGGGCUCGAGUCUUGGGUCAUGCGCGAGGGACGUACCGUCUCUCCGAAGCAGCAGAUGGCGAGUUUUCAGGAGAGGAUUGCGGCGGACUACUGCGAGAGGGCAGCAGAUCACGAGUACAAGGCUUCGGAGAAGAAGAGGAAGGAGGCGGAGCGUAUGGCGCGCUUGAAGGCAGUAGGGUUGGUGACCGACGUUGCCGCGGUUGAAGCUAUGACACUCGUCGGGUUGCGCGAGCAGCUAGAAAUUCACAAGGACAUCAUCAAAGACUCGACACUGAACGACAAGCAGCAAUUCAAGUGGGGCAUGGUGAAGACUCUUGCUCCUCGUCGGUUGGCCGUACUUGCGGCUCUCGAACGCUACCGAGCAGCCAAUCCUGAGGCGCUCGGUGCAUCCGAGAUGCUCACACUACUUCCGAGCCCUAUGGAGGAUGUCACCGAGCCCUGCGGUACUCAUAGCGACAUCGAGAUGGAUUCCGACGAGGAGUAUAUGGGGGACGAGUUCUUCUGAAGGGCGCCACCGUAUGUAUGCCUUACAAAAUAUUCGCAUGCCGAAGGGAAUUUUUGUAAGUUGGAAAUUCAGUUCGAGGCAGAGAUUCUGUACAGUUUUGCUCUACAAAGCGAGGGCGUAGCUAUAUGCGCCAUGGAGGAAUAAGAGGGAACAUGCGGG